UCCCUCUGUUUCUUUCCCGAUAAAAGUUUUGAUGAAUGAAAAAUACGAUUCCGUUUCUUGCGUUUUCUCAGUAGCCAAACAGAAAUAUCGCUCGGUGUUUCAUACUUACGGAAUGGUCUUUGAGUUCUCUUUGUAAAUGAAGUUUUGAUUUCUCUUUUUCGUGCCCAGUGCGUUCCAGACGCUGAUUAUGAUUUACAGUGUUAAGGAGUUUUUGGAAGAUGGGGUUUAUAUACCCACUGAUGUGAAGGUGAAGCAGAUGAAGAGGGCGAUGCCGGACUGCGUGACGGUGCAGAAGAAGUUUAGCAAGGAUAGGGAUCCGGUGGCGACUGCUUAUGAGGUUAGGGAUAAACCCUCGGCGUUGAAGGCGGAGGAUUGGGACUGGGUUGUGGUGGUUUUCGUCUUGUCGAGAUUUUCGAUAAGAUUAUGGGGUUUUUCAUGCGAUUCGAAGAUGAUAGUGUGGAGUUAGCAACGAUUGUGAACCUGUGGAAUGUGAAGAUCAUCUCGAUUCCUUGUCCGCAGUGAUAUGCCUCUCAGAGUGCUUGCCAAGUUUAUUGGGGUUCAACUUGUUAACUUUCAUAUUCAAUUGUAUUUCAAGAACACUGUACCUCCCAUUGAGGCUUUGAUGUCUGAAUUUGAUGCGGAGAAUAAGGGUGACAAUGGAGAUGUUCACACAACCUACACUGGCAAAGGGAAAGGAGACGACUCUGAAUCAUUAAUGUGUUACCACUUACCAAGGACUAAGAGUAGAGCUGCUGCAAGGAGUGACAUAAUUACUCGCAGGGUCAAGGGGAGGAAGGUAUUUGUCGAACUAACAAGCCAAUCUGGAGUGACAUAAUUCCUAUAGGAUUAUAGAUGGUAUAAAUGUUUAGGAUUAUGUAUAUAUGUUUAAAUACCAGAAGUGAAAUACAUUCUUCAUUCUCAAAGAAACCAAAUAAAUGUUUUUUUGAUUUGUGAAUUAUGAAUAGUAUCAGUGAGGUUGGAUUGUUAUUUUAGUUUGGAACCUAUAGUGAAUUUCACAUGAAAUAAUUUUGGUGAAGUUAUUAAAAA
Molecule: messenger RNA, 1047 nt
Organism: Malus domestica (apple)
Lineage: Eukaryota; Viridiplantae; Streptophyta; Magnoliopsida; Rosales; Rosaceae
Source: RefSeq, a predicted model, not a curated record